AUGACAGGCUGGUGGUGGGGUGGAGGGGGUAGGUUUGCUGCUAGGAGGGGAGCAGGGCGAGCACGCAGGGCUGCUGUUCUCUCAGUCUGUGAUUCCACAGCUUCCCAAGUGUUUCUUCAGACCACGAUGCGGACUGUGGCCGAAGCUCUGUUCUGGUGCUCCUUGAUCAACCUCCAGUCAGUCCUCACCCUCCAAGCUUCUUCCUUCCCCAGCAACCCUUUCCCAGGACCCUUCCCCAAGUUGACCAAGAACUUUAUCUUCUCCACGACCAGCGUACUACCGGAGGAUCUGGAGGUUUCAGUUCUCAUACCUUCCAGCAGCAACUCCACAUAUCUCCACCUCCAUCACGCCAAUGGUCCUCUCACUCUCAUCAUCAGACCGUGCAGUGGAAUUGUCAACUCCACCGUCUACCACAUACCCCAGUCAAACACUUCAGGCUUCUUAAAGGACUAUAUAGGAGGCAGAUCGGAGUCAUCUCUGGCCAUGUCUCGGGGGAGGUCCCAGCACGUCUACUCUUGGGCCUCCGCCCCAGCGGGUCUCUACCUUCUGGACCUGGUGGCCGAGGGACGAGACACCCAGGUCACCCUCUAUGCCACCAAACUACCCGGAGUGCCCGCUGUGUUGAGGAUCCGCCAGACUCCCAGGUUGAGGCUACAACCUCGUCUUCAUCGGAACAAAGUGACUCUCCGCUGGGAUCAGAGUGUGGUGGAUCCUCAAAUGAUGCACUACUUUGUCGUGGUCAACUCCAGACAAAACUUCUCUAGUCUGUGUGAGGCUAAACAGCCUGUGGAAGGAGUGAACAUUCUGUAUCUCAGCGAGAAACCUUCCAGUCAGGAAAAUAAGGUACACAAGAAGGAUAUCGGAGUCAGUAACCACUUCAGGGCCAUUGGCACAGUACUGGAUAAGGAUGAUGUUUUGAUUACCAAUGUCAGUGCCGAACGCAGCUUCACCAUCAGCAGCCUACAGAAGGGAAGGGAUUACUACUUCAAUAUAUUUGCGAUGAACAAAGAUACCCAACUCAGCUUUCUUUAUGCGAACGCAGCCUUUAAGUAUGAGAUGAAGCUACGGCCAACAGGGCUAAAGGAUAACAAACCUGUCACUGUUAAUAUCAGGAAAAUGGGAGGAAGAGCAUUGUUUCGUUACAAGGUGAGGGCCGGUCAGGCAGGUGCCGUAUCCACACUCCGCUGGCAUGUGAUGCCGUGUGGAGGCUCUGUGGUGGUGGAGGUGAGACUACGCAGACAGACUGUGCUGCCCAGGCUACUGGUGGAGGGAUACAAGCUACUGCAGGUCCCCAACGUGUUGCCUGGACAACGCUACACUCUCAUAGUCUUCGUGCCCGAUGCUCGUCAGAUGCGACAGAUACUCGGGGUGGAGGUCCUAGCAACUACGAAGCCAUCGCUGAUGCCACUGCUACCAACAGAAGCUAUGGUCCACGAGUACUCCGAGAUGAGAACUUGCGAGUCUAUCACUGUUGCUUGGAUGCCUGUCACCACACAGUCAGUCAGGUAUUGUGUAUCUGCUUCUCCAGUUCCAGUGGCAGAGUCGGAGGCACAUUUCCACCCAAGACCCAACCAAUGCAACCUCGACUACAGACUCCGCACACAGCUUGACUUUGCCGUCAAACAUUGUCAGGACUUCUCAGCGAACGAUCACAGGAAUGUUUUAGUACAGACAAUAUCAAAACUUCGUCCUGGCAAGGAAUACCUUAUACAAGUCACUGUCAAGAAAAUCAAGGGAAAAGCAUUGUCCUACGACCUGUUACGAGCGAGGACGAAAUCAAUUUGUUAAGUGCAAGUGUAUAUUCUCAAUUGAUGUAUAGACUGAUUUAUUGAUUGUACUUAAUCCUAUCUAUUAUUAUUAGUAUUAUUUAUUGAACAACUUAGUGCCAAACAGUUUUUUAUUUGUUAUAUUUAGUUAUUGUAAGCAGCUAUUUGUGAAUAAGUGAACUAUUUUUGUAC
Macrosteles quadrilineatus (aster leafhopper) is the source of this 1958-nucleotide messenger RNA. RefSeq names its product protein NDNF-like. The transcript is spliced from 10 exons. NCBI's taxonomy places the organism in Eukaryota, Metazoa, Arthropoda, Insecta, Hemiptera, Cicadellidae. The record is from RefSeq and is a predicted model, not a curated record. The coding region runs from base 1 to 1788 and encodes 595 amino acids.